GGAAGCCAGUCGUAGCUCGACCAGCACCGCCAGCACAUCGACGUCCUAAGGAGACUCGUUCCUCUGGUCACAUAGAUCUCACCCCAAGUCACUUUUUGUGUUUGUUAUCGUAUUUUUUCCCUCCGUCUCGUCGAAAAGAAUCACCAUGCAGACUGCUGUGGUAUUGCUCUCCUGCCUCGCCUACGUCAGCGCUAUCCCAGUGCUGUUUCUCACUUAUUCAGGGAGAUCGUCACCACUGACAACUUUUCUUGAGUGCCCCUUCCCUGUACCCUAUGUGGACAAAGCUACCUCAAAGAUCACGUACAAGUGCCCUCGUAACGUCGAGAUCAUCGAAGCCGUGAACACCCGCAGAGGAGGCGAGGCCAUCGAGGUCAUCGAGAUCGACGACCUGGAGUCCUCUGCCCUGAACGACGGCGCCCAGGUGGUCGUCGUGAAGCCCCUGCAGCCCACGGAGCUCGAGAACCCCGGACAGGGCAUUUACACGAGUCCCUCCGAAUGCAAGGACAACGAAGUGUACAAUCCCGAAAUUGAUGCGUGCCUGCCCGUCAUCCCCGUCACCCCCCCUGAGUCUGGCAAGCCCAACAAGCCCAACAAGCCUAACAAGCCCAACAAGCCCAAGCCAAACAAGCCCAACAAGCCCAACAAGCCCCUCGAGAAGGAGGAGGAGCGCCCCGUCGUGAUCGCAGUCGGCAAGGAGAAGCGACCAAGGUGUCCCGAGGGCGAGAUCUACCUGUCGGAGCUCGACAUCUGCGUCUGCUACCCCGAGGAGAACUGCGAGGACUAAAUACCCGGAAUACCAGAUGCGUGUGCGCGCGCGAGAUGCAUGUGCGUAUGUGGGUCGGGGAUAGGCGCUCGCGGGAGACGCACAUGGACGUGGUCGUGUCUGUGUGGGUUUGACGUGAGGGUUUGAAGACUCGCAUACACGCAUGGGUGUCUGUGCGUACGUGGGUUUGAACGCUUGGAGACAUGUGUACGUGUAUGCGUUUAUGUGAACGUAUACGCGUAUGUGGAUCAAACAUACGGACAUGAAUGGACGGUGAAAACACUUAUGUAUGCAGAUAACCAUAUGAACGUGAAUACAUACAUGUACAUACAUGAAGACAUAACCGUACAUAGAUACACGAGAGUUUAUGAACACAUGUACUUACAUGAAUACAAAUACACGAAGAGAGAAACACAGAUCCCGUACACAUACACACCUACCCAUCCAGGCACUGUGAUGUAGACACGCACACACACACGCACACAAACGCACAUAGAUUCCAGAAGGCUGUUCGGAGAGCUGGUGAACGUAUUUUAUAUGAUCUGUAUAUGAGAAUCUAACAGUAUAGCAGUCAUGUAAAUACAGCUAACUUAAUUUAAUUUUUAUUUACAUUUGCCAGUGUCCAGAUCUGGGUUCUGGCAGCAAGACUUCGGUAGCUUUAAGUAGUUUUUACAAAGCUUGUGACAAAUUUUUGGUAAUGCAAAAAAAGAUUUUUAUAUGCACUUUAUAUUCGCAAAGUAGAUGUCAUAUGACUUUUAUAUAUAUAUUUGAUAGUACAAAACCUGUCUUCCCUUUUUUUCUUUUGGUCAUACAGAUAACUUUUCCAGAAUAAAUGAUGUGCACAAAA
Molecule: messenger RNA, 1610 nt
Organism: Penaeus vannamei (Pacific white shrimp)
Lineage: Eukaryota; Metazoa; Arthropoda; Malacostraca; Decapoda; Penaeidae
Source: RefSeq, a predicted model, not a curated record